Molecule: messenger RNA, 633 nt
Organism: Magnolia sinica
Lineage: Eukaryota; Viridiplantae; Streptophyta; Magnoliopsida; Magnoliales; Magnoliaceae
Product: protein LURP-one-related 11-like
Exons: 3
Coding region: 1-633 (210 amino acids)
Source: RefSeq, a predicted model, not a curated record
AUGAGACCCAUCAGUUCUUUUCUCAUGGCGAAGAUAUGUCCCUCUUCUUCUGGUACUUCUGCUUUCGGUGCUUCCAAUAAUACGACUUCAAGUAGAGAAAUUUUUACGGUAUGGAUGAAAUCGCUCAUUUUCAAUGGUAACGGAUGCACUGUCUUUGAUUCAAACGGCCAGAUCAUCUACCGCAUUGACAACUACAACCGCAAGUGCAGCGAUGGAGUUUUUCUCAUGGAUCUUAGAGGGACCGUUCUAUUAACCAUGGUAAGAAAGAAAUUGAGGGUGUUUGGACGAUGGGAAGGCUACAAAAGCAACGGUUCUAAGCUAGAAGAAGGGAAGCCAUGGUUUGUAGUAAGAAAACCAUGCAGGAUCAUGAAAGGAGACUCAUUUUAUGAAGUUACAGUGAGGUGGGCCACAGAUCAAUCGAAUUGCUACAUGAUAAAAGGAUCAACGGUCAGAUCUGGGUGCAAGAUCGUCGACAAGGUCGGACGUAUAGUUGCAGAGGUAAAACAAAAGCUAUCAACCUCAGGAGUUGUGUUGGGAGAUGAUGUUUUGAGCUUGGUGGUUGAGCCAAACAUGGACCAUUCCCUGAUCAUGGGCCUUGUGGUCGUGUAUGGUCUGGUCAGCCAGAGUAUGUGA